AUGAAUCCCUACGUCAACUGUUCUGGCCCCGAGUUCUCCCUGUCCCAGCGAGACUUUCCUGUGGAGCCCAUCAGCCCUGAUCUCUGCAAUAGGAUUCACUCAGAGACCUUGUUCGACCCCAAGGAUGCCAAUCUGACGGAGGAGCAGCUGCGGGAUAAGUACCUGGGACCCCGACGGUCCAGCUUCUUUGUCCCAGUCUGUGUCAUCUACCUGCUGAUCUUUGUGGUGGGAGCAGUGGGCAACACGCUCACCUGCAUCGUCAUCCUCCGGCACAGGUUCAUGAGGACGCCGACCAACUACUACUUGUUCAGCUUGGCCGUGUCCGACCUGCUGGUGCUGCUGCUGGGGAUGCCACUGGAGCUGUACGACCUGUGGAGCAACUACCCCUUCCUGCUGGGCGCCAGUGGCUGCUAUUUCAAGACGUUGCUCUUUGAGGCCGUCUGCUUCGCCUCCAUCCUUAAUGUCACAGCCUUGAGCGUGGAGCGCUACAUCGCCGUGGUGCACCCACUCAAGGCCAAGUAUGUGGUGACCAGGAAUCACGCCAAGAGGGUCAUCGUCACCAUCUGGGUCUUGUCAGUCGUCUGCUCCAUCCCAAACACCAGCCUCCAUGGGCUGCAGUCUCUUUAUGUGCCUGGCCGAGGGCAGGUGCCUGAUUCAGAGAUCUGCACCCUGGUGAAGCCGCGCUUGACCUACAACCUCAUCAUCCAGAUCACCACCAUUGUCUUCUUCUUCUUGCCCAUGGGGACCAUCAGCAUCCUCCACCUGCUCAUCGCCCUGCAGCUCAAGAAAGAAAAGAUGCUGGAGGCCUUGGGAGCCAAAUCUGGUGGUGGCUGCUACUGCCACAACACCCAGGGGCAGAAGAAAGUCAAGAGGAGGCAGGUCACAAAGAUGCUGUUUGUGCUGGUGGUGGUGUUCGGGAUCUGCUGGGCCCCCUUCCACACCGACCGCCUUGUCUGGAGCUUCAUCUCCACCUGGACCAGCCACAUGCUCCACAUGUUCCAGUACGUCCACAUCAUCUCGGGCGUCUUCUUCUACCUGAGCUCGGCUGCCAACCCAAUCCUCUACAACCUGAUGUCCACCCGCUUCCGGGAGAUGUUCAAGGAGGCGAUGUGCCACUGUGGCCACCACCCGCUGCAGUCACGGAAAUACUCGCCCAGUGUCACCCGUGCCACCACCCGCAGCACCGAGUGCGAGCCCAUGCCUGGUGCCAAUGGGCUGCCCCUCUCCGAUGCCAAGGAGCACAAGCUGGAGGAGGUGGAGAGGGGCCAGGCCACCACCCAAACAACAUCCCUCUGCUGA
Messenger RNA from Leptosomus discolor (cuckoo roller), 1299 nucleotides. RefSeq names its product neuromedin U receptor 1 (gene NMUR1). Lineage: Eukaryota; Metazoa; Chordata; Aves; Leptosomiformes; Leptosomidae. Gene Ontology annotation, molecular function: neuromedin U receptor activity. The record is from RefSeq and is a predicted model, not a curated record. Gene Ontology annotation, biological process: neuropeptide signaling pathway. Gene Ontology annotation, cellular component: plasma membrane.